Messenger RNA from Didymodactylos carnosus, 750 nucleotides. Lineage: Eukaryota; Metazoa; Rotifera; Eurotatoria; Philodinida; Philodinidae. The record is from the annotation of a GenBank genome assembly.
AUGGCAUACAGCCAAUCAGAUGAUCCACCAUCGACAACUCCAUUUUCACGCAACCAAUUUGAUAUUAAGCAAUUACAAGAAGAACAACAGAAAGAUCCAGUUAUUUAUAAGAAAUUACAAGAAAUUGAAAAAGAUCCACACAACAAAUAUUACAUUAUUCAUGGUGUAUUUUUGUUCAAGUUGUUACUAAGGCAUCGUAAACAAGAGAAGCCACAAUUAAUUUAUCUUCCAUCUUCAUUGGCUAAAACUUUGCUUCAAGCUUGUCACAAUGAUCCAAUUGGUGGUGGACACUUCUCAAUUCAACGAACAUAUAUGAAAUUCAAGGAGAAAUAUUCGUGGCCUGAUAUGCGUACAACAAUCGAAAAUUAUAUCAAGGGACCCAAUCAAUUGUUGGGAAUUGAUCUUUGCGGACCAUUAGAAAGUUCUUCAGGUGAAAAUCACUACGUUCUAACAAUAACGGAUUAUUUCACAAGAUGCACAGCAGUGGCUUUAUCAAAUUGUUCUGCACAAACAACGGCAGAAGCAGUGUUCAAACAUUAUAUUUGUACAUUUGGUAUUCCAGCAACAAUAUUAUCCGACCAACGAACUCAUUUUCAAAAUCAAUUGUUGCAAGCAUUAGAAACCAAAAUUGGCAUCCAUCAUAUUUUUAGUUUGGUUUACCGUCCCCAAACAAAUGACAUGAUAGAACGAUUCAAUUCAACAUUUAUCCCACAAAUUGCUAAACUUCAAGAUCAAGAAAGCAGCAACUGA